Molecule: messenger RNA, 2718 nt
Organism: Antechinus flavipes (yellow-footed antechinus)
Lineage: Eukaryota; Metazoa; Chordata; Mammalia; Dasyuromorphia; Dasyuridae
Gene: CMBL
Product: carboxymethylenebutenolidase homolog
Exons: 6
Coding region: 164-901 (245 amino acids)
Molecular function (GO): hydrolase activity
Source: RefSeq, a predicted model, not a curated record
CCACAUAUUACUGAAUAUUAAGGAAGGCACAGUCCGUGGACUGCUUUCUGACUCAGCCGUGGGAUUAAAGCGACUCUGCAGCUGUUAAGGAAGAAAGUAAGUGAUUUCUGAUCUAUUCUCCAGAGUUUAGCAGAAUAAAUUAAGCCUAACGUAAGCAUUCCUAAUGGCUAACGAGGCUCAGCCUUGCCCGUGCGACAUUGGGCAUAAGAUCGAAUAUGGAGGCCUGGGAUGUGAGGUGCAAAUUGAGCACAUCAAAGCUUAUGUUAGCCAACCACCAUCCAACACAGACAAAGCUGUGAUUGUUGUUCAAGAUAUUUUUGGCUGGCAGAUGCCCAACACCAGAUAUAUGGUUGAUAUGAUUGCAGCCAAUGGAUACACAGCAAUCUGCCCAGACUUCUUUGUAGGAAAAGAACCUUGGCACCCAUCUGAUGACUGGUCUACCUUCCAAGAAUGGAUGAAAACAAGAAAUCCUAGAAAUACUGAUAAAGAGGCCAAUGUUGUUCUUAAUUAUCUGAAAGAAAAGUGUCAUGCCCAGAAAAUUGGUAUUGUUGGAUUCUGUUGGGGUGGAAUUGUUGUACAUGACUUAAUGAUGAAAUAUCGAGAAUUAAAAGCGGGUGUCUCAGUCUAUGGCAUUAUCAGAGAUUCUGAAGAUGUAUAUAGUUUGAAGAAUCCUACACUCUUUAUUUUUGCAGAGAAUGAUGCUGUAAUUCCUCUUGAACAAGUCACUCUGCUGACACAGAAGCUUAAACAACAUUGCAAAGUUGAUUAUCAAGUUAAAAUAUUUCCUGGGCAAACUCAUGGAUUUGUGCAUCGCCAGAGAGAAGAUUGGAAUCCUAAAGAUAAACCAUAUAUUGAAGAAGCAAGAAAGGAUCUAAUCAACUGGCUAAACAAGUAUAUUUAGCCAGUAGUAAAGACAGCUUUUUCAAAUUACUUUCUUCCAAAAUUGAAUUCUUUACAAUUGAUUUUCAAAAAUCUGGUGGCUAUAAAUACAAAUUUUACCUUUCAAAAUUAUAUGCCUCGUUUAUUCAUUUAAUUAUUAUUUUCUUCAUUUUUAUAUAAUAAACAUAGCAGGAAAAAAUAGAAAAAUGACUCUCUUUUAUACAAGGAUAUCAUUUCUUCUUUGCAGUUAACUUAAAACUGUAUAUUAAAAAGAAAGCAGCCUAUUACAUGAAAAUUAUCACCCAAAGGUAUUUAUGUAAGAGAAUGUUUGAUUUGUAGAACUUUUGAGUAACAAUGUGAAGUGACAAACUUUUUAGGAGAUCCUGAACAGGAUCAACCUGCCUGUGUAUAAAUUUAUCAUGACCUUUCAACUGUUAUUGCCUUGCUUAUAGCAUUUUUUUUUUUUUUUACGUAAUUCAUAUUUACAAAAAGCUUUUUAAAAAACCAUAGAUCUCAUAGCUAUGCAAGGAGUUAUGACAGUUUCUAUAAAUUUCUGGGUAACCAGAUGCUGUUGAAUAUACUAAUAUUCUGUACUUUGGGCCUCAUGUCAGAGAAAUGAGUGAGUGCAUUGCUAGAACAUCACAUCACUGGAAAUUUAGUGGGUGGAGAAGGAAAUGGCAGAUGAAUCCACUUUAUGAAAUGAUCUUAGCUUGCAAACAAUCCAUUUACAAUCUUGAUGAAAAUUAAGUUUAUUAUGAUAAUCAUCCAGGACCAUGCCUUUUGAUUGUUACAAAUAGACAUCUGUGAAAAAAAAAAAAAAAAACUGAAACAUACUCAGAACAGACUAAAAUAUAGUUUUAAAACAAAAUUUUAUGCCAAUUUUGUGAAUUACCUAUUUUUGCAUAUUUAAUGAAUUCUGAAGAUUUGGGGGGCUAAUCAUUUUUCAGUCUAGGACUUCAAUAACCUUCAUCUAGAUAUUUAAGUGUUCAAUGUGUACACUUGCAUUUACUUAUAUGAAAACCUUUAUUCUCAAAACUCUUAUCUGCCUUGUAAUUUAAUUUUAAUAACCACACACAGGUAAGCAGAAGCAUUCGUAUUUCACAGAUGUGUAAAUUUAAGCUGUGUGUGUGCAUGAGUGUGCAUGUAUGCAUAAAAUCAGCUGAUGGUCGUCACAAGUGAAGGAAACAAUUAUGAUCCUGCCCAAUGCUCUUCUGCCUAUACUUUUGGUUCCUGAAUGCUAGAGUUUUCCUAAAUAUGUAUACUCUUACCUCCUCCGCUUUGAGUGCUAGAGAAGUAAAGAAAGAGGAAGGGAAAUAAAGGUAGAGGAUUCCCAAGUCUGGAGUCAAGAGGCCUGAUAGGAAAGGCUUCUUUGGAUAGUAAAUACAAACAAAAGUAGUUUGAAAACUAUGAACUAUACCAUUAAGUUUUAACCAAAUGAAUAUUGUUUUAUAUUUUUUCCCCAACAGUAUAUAAUCUAUGCCCAUUUAUCUAAUUCCCUCAUUAACAGUAGCCCCACUGUAGGACCAUUUUUUUACUGUCUCACAAUUCAAUGUAAAAUAUAUUUCACUUUCCUUUGUCUUCCAUUUUUCAUUUUCACAAAUUUUCAUUUAAAUGAUGUUAUAAGUAAUAAACUACUCUUAAAACUUGAUGAGAAACAGAUAAAAGAUCUAAUUUAAGAGAGAUCUCUUUAAUAUAACAAAUACAAAAUCUCUAUGUCAAUCUCUCAACAAAUAGUUUUUGAUACAAGCUAUGGUUGUUAAACAGCUAAUUUAUUGUCUUUAGUAUAUAGCAAUUACAGUGUCAAAAAAGGGAAAAAAUAAUAAAUAGCUGUGAUUGCAA